This is a messenger RNA of Diospyros lotus (date-plum), 1726 nucleotides long. RefSeq names its product 26S proteasome regulatory subunit 7. Gene Ontology annotation, cellular component: proteasome regulatory particle, base subcomplex. Gene Ontology annotation, biological process: proteasome-mediated ubiquitin-dependent protein catabolic process. The transcript is spliced from 10 exons. Gene Ontology annotation, molecular function: ATP hydrolysis activity; proteasome-activating activity; ATP binding. The record is from RefSeq and is a predicted model, not a curated record. The coding region runs from base 81 to 1361 and encodes 426 amino acids. NCBI's taxonomy places the organism in Eukaryota, Viridiplantae, Streptophyta, Magnoliopsida, Ericales, Ebenaceae.
GACCUCUUCUUCCCCCAAUUCUGAAGCAAGCUCCUCCGACUUCGACGAUCGCUUCUCCGAGAGGGGAUAAACCGUAAUAGAUGGCGCCGGAGCCCGAGGAAGAGAUCAAGGAUGAGAAGAACCCUCGGCCUCUCGACGAGGACGACAUAGCUCUUCUCAAAACUUACGGGCUUGGACCUUAUUCGACCAGUAUAAAGAAAGCGGAGAAGGAGAUAAAGGAAAUGGCUAAGAAGGUCAAUGAUCUAUGCGGGAUUAAGGAGUCUGACACUGGCUUAGCUGCACCUAGCCAAUGGGAUCUUGUAUCUGAUAAGCAAAUGAUGCAGGAGGAGCAACCUCUGCAGGUGGCAAGGUGCACAAAGAUCAUCAAUCCAAAUACUGAAGAUGCAAAAUAUGUUAUAAAUGUGAAGCAGAUUGCUAAGUUUGUCGUGGGGCUGGGUGACAAAGUUUCCCCAACUGAUAUUGAAGAAGGAAUGCGUGUCGGAGUUGAUCGAAACAAGUACCAGAUUCAGAUUCCAUUGCCUCCAAAGAUUGAUCCAAGUGUAACCAUGAUGACUGUGGAGGAAAAACCAGAUGUUACAUACAAUGAUGUUGGUGGAUGUAAAGAACAGAUUGAGAAGAUGCGAGAGGUUGUUGAGUUGCCCAUGCUUCACCCUGAGAAGUUUGUGAAGCUUGGAAUUGACCCUCCUAAGGGUGUUCUGUGCUAUGGUCCACCUGGCACUGGUAAGACACUUCUAGCAAGAGCUGUGGCAAACAGAACUGAUGCAUGUUUCAUCCGUGUUAUUGGAAGUGAGCUUGUUCAGAAAUAUGUUGGUGAGGGAGCUCGCAUGGUUCGGGAACUAUUUCAGAUGGCACGCUCCAAAAAGGCUUGUAUCGUAUUUUUUGAUGAAGUAGAUGCCAUAGGAGGUGCACGUUUUGACGAUGGCGUGGGUGGAGACAAUGAGGUUCAGCGCACGAUGCUUGAAAUUGUGAAUCAGCUUGAUGGAUUUGAUGCACGAGGAAACAUCAAAGUUCUGAUGGCAACAAAUAGGCCUGACACACUGGACCCAGCACUUUUACGUCCCGGAAGGUUAGAUCGCAAAGUUGAGUUUGGCCUACCAGACUUGGAGAGUAGGACACAGAUAUUUAAGAUCCAUACACGAACAAUGAACUGUGAAAGGGAUAUUCGAUUUGAACUUUUGGCUCGCCUCUGCCCAAAUUCUACUGGAGCUGACAUAAGGAGUGUGUGUACGGAGGCUGGAAUGUAUGCCAUUCGAGCACGCAGAAAGACAGUGACAGAGAAGGACUUCCUUGAUGCUGUGAAUAAAGUCAUCAAGGGAUACCAAAAGUUCAGUGCCACGCCCAAGUACAUGGUCUACAAUUGAUUGAGCUCUUCUGCUGAUCUUUUAUUCCUGAAAGAGAAACCUGGUUGGGAUUGCCGAUGCAACACAGGGACUAUGCAGAUGAUCUGCAGAUUGAAAUGAAUGGUUUUGACCUUUUCAAGGGUCAUAAAUGAUGGGAAAACCCCAAACUCGUCAUCAAGUUGCCAGCUGAAACUGUUUUGUUGUGUUGCUUCUUUUAUAUACAUUAUGAUAACCAGCUAGAUAUCUGCAAGCUGUGGUUUUUUGGCUGUCUAUUUAUUGUUUUUGUGGCAAUCCUUAUGUUCAUCACGCUGACUGAAUUUGUUUUACUUGGUUCUGGAAUUGGCCAGUUACCCCCAAUCUCAGACAGAUUGGUGGUUUAAGUUUGA